UCACCCUCAUUAAAUAAAGUCUUUCACUUCACUUCACUUCACUUCAAAGAAGCCAAAGUGCACCACCAAGUAUGGUCUACACCACACUUAAGAAUGCACUUGACCAACAGGAAAUGGAAGCCAACUGAAAGCAAAAGCAAAAGCAACUUACUUAAAUUUCAUUUUCAUAGACAGCCUAAACCAUCACUUUUCAUAUCAUCCGAACCAAAUGCUCUUCUGCAAAUUACAAACCAACUGCGGUUGAAGUUUCAACAGGUUAUUUCUUUGCAACCAAAAAACUCCGUUGAACAUUGCUGACAUUGGACAAGUCACACAGAAAUGCAUUUUCUAGGUUAAGUAAGGCCGUACAGCAAUUUCUUGCCAAAAACCGCACUGUUGAGUCAUUCUAGAGAUAUACAGAAAAUGUCAUUUGUUUCUUUGUGUUGCUGCUCAGAGUUCUCCGUAAGCUCCGGUGACCGGCGAAAUUCGCUGUCUAGUUGUCCUUGUCACACCGGCUACUCAUAGUAAAUAAAUUAUGAAAAAAAUUUAUUUGUAACAAUAUGAGCCUAUCCGUCAAUAAAAUUAAGCAUAAAUACUAUAAGUCUAAUUUUCUCAACAAAUACGUAGUGCUUAGAAAAUACGACUCUUAUAGCUGUAAGAUAAAAGAAAUCUGAAAUCAUUCGGGCCAUGAGAAUUGUGUGACGUGACGUGAGGAAUGAGCUGUGACAGCAGCAUUGAAAUAUUUGACAGCCAGGGUUAGGUUAAAGCUCAGUUUUUCCUCUGAAAAUGAAGCAAAAAACCUAGCAAUCGCUGCUCAGUACCUGGGACAAAUUGAAAAGAAAAUAGGGAUUGCACAAACGAAGGUCAUAAAAUGUUUUCUUUCAAAAAUAUACCUAAAUUAGUUAUUUUAUCUCCAGUGAAUGUACGCGUAAUUGCUGCAGAGCGACUGUAGGGAGCGAGCAGCAACAUAAUCAGGAUUUAGGGGAAAUAUAUAAGGGGAAAUUCUCGAAUUCAACACUUUUUACCACAAUGCAUUGCACUUAACCACACUUUUCACCACAAUGCAUUGCAUUUAUCUUAUCACACCUCAAUCUCCAUCUGUUCGGGAUCAUGCACGAAGUUGAUGCAUACCAGAAAAGAUUCCUACAUGGCAGUGAAUGUGCACUCAGUUUUGUAACACCAGUUGCUUCCUUUUCUUGCAGAACUUUUUUUGCUGCAGAUUGCAUACACUUGUCAUUGAUGUGUUCAAAUACACAUCUCAUGUUUGUUGGUGUGUUUUUGCAUGCCUCAUUUAUCUGGUGUGCUUUCACGCCUCCUUCCAACUGUGUGUUUUAAACUUGAUAUUCGCUUUUAAGAAUUGUACCUUUUACAAGGACUUGUGGUAACAUGCCAAUUUUUGGAAACUUUCUUUCAGAAGCUGUAAAGUAGUGCAAGCUUUAAGGUAUGUGAACAUAUAUAGCUUGAACAUAAUGGGUAACUCUCUUCAGCAGCACAGAAUAGUUAUUGGAAUGCACUGCAAUUACCUGAAAGCACGAGAAUGUAGGGAAUGCUUUAAAGGAAGGUUUUGGAGUUGCUUAGUCUUACUUUUUUACAUGGAAGCAAUAUACUUACCUGUUUUAAGAACACUUGUUCAUCGUUUUGAGCUUAUGCAAAUCAAUCACCUGUGGCUUACCCAAAUAUAUCUUUACAGAUUUUACAUUCCUGAUUUGAUACGGCUUGCAAAUGAUGUUGAAACUAACCCUGGGCCUAAUGUAGAUUCCGCGACUUGUAUGUUUAUUCCUUGCGAUGAAGGUUCACAGAAAUUUAUGUGCUCUAUCACUAAUCUCCCAUUAGCUGUAAAACAUUGUCUAAAGCCUUCUAAGCCACUUGGCAAACCCUCAAAACUCAUUCACAUAUUAGGUGAUGGGAAUUCUCUUUUUCGAGCAUUAUCAUAUGCUGUAUCUGGUAGACAAGUUUAUCAUACUCAAAUGAGAGCACAAAUAAUAAAUCACAUGUAUCAUAUUGAACAUUUCCUACUACCUCACACGAAUAGGUCAUUAAACAGUUAUUUAGCCAACUCUCAUAUGACUAGAAAUGGAGUUUGGGGAACAGACAUAGAAAUUUUCAGUGCAGCUUCACUGUUUUCCACUGACAUUUUUGUUUACACCCAAUUUGGGGAAACACAUAAAUGGCCUAAAUUUUCAAGAACCAUGAUCGAUGGUAAAAAACCUGCAAAUAGUUGUUCAAUCUACUUGAACAACUCAAAUGGAAUUCACUAUGAUGUAGUGCAAUAUGUUUGUGUAACUGAUUUAAAACACCAGUUUUCUCAGAAUUCCAAGCCAGAUAGUAUCCGUAGCUAUGAUAAGAAAGAAACAAUUGUUACUAAAAAAAACUAUCAGAAAACACGUGCCAUACUGAGCAAAGACAGACAAAGGUGAUGCUCACAGAGGAGGUUGCUAAACCGCAAUGCAAAAAAAGAAAACCUGAAUCAGAUCAAAAAAUAACACAUGCUAAAGAAGCUAGACUGGUUGAUGGUCAAGUUCCCUUUAACUCACCAUCUGUCUCUUCAGAUAAUGAACCAGAAGGUACCAUCAUAGUAACCAAUAGUAAUUUAAAUUCGCCUGCAAAUGAUGUUGAAACUAACCCUGGGCCUAAUGUUGAUUCCGCAACUUGUAUGUUUACCCCUUGUGAUGAAGGUUCACAGAAAUUUAUGUGUUCUAUCACUAAUCUCCCAUUAGCUGUAAAACAUUGUCUAAAGCCUUCUAAGCUGCUUGGCAAACCCUCAAAACUCAUUCACAUAUUAGGUGAUGGAAAUUGUCUUUUUCGAGCAUUAUCAUACGCUGUAUCUGGUAGACAAGUUUAUCAUACUCAAAUGAGAGCGCAAAUAAUAAAUCACAUGUAUCAUAUUGAACAUUUCCUGCUACCUCACAUGAAUAGGUCAUUAAACAGUUAUUUAGCAAACUCUCAUAUGACUAGAAAUGGAGUUUGGGGAACAGACAUAGAAAUUUUCAGUGCAGCUUCACUGUUAUCCACUGACAUUUUUGUUUACACCCAAUUUGGGGAAACACAUAAAUGGCUGAAAUUUUCAAGAACCAUGAUCGAUGGUAAAAAACCUGCAAAUAGUUGUUCAAUCUACUUGAACAACUCAAAUGGAAUUCACUAUGAUGUAGUGCAAUAUGUUUGUGUAACUGAUUUAAAACACCAGUUUUCUCAGAAUUCCAAGCCAGAUAGUAUCCGUAGCUAUGAUAAGAAAGAAACAAUUGUUACUAAAAAAAACUAUCAGAAAACACGUGCCAUACUGAGCAAAGACAGACAAAGGUGAUGCUCACAGAGGAGGUUGCUAAACCGCAAUGCAAAAAAAGAAAACCUGAAUCAGAUCAAAAAAUAACACAUGCUAAAGAAGCUAGACUGGUUGAUGGUCAAGUUCCCUUUAACUCACCAUCUGUCUCUUCAGAUAAUGAACCAGAAGGUACCAUCAUAGUAACCAAUAGUAAUUUAAAUUCGCCUGCAAAUGAUGUUGAAACUAACCCUGGGCCUAAUGUUGAUUCCGCAACUUGUAUGUUUACCCCUUGUGAUGAAGGUUCACAGAAAUUUAUGUGUUCUAUCACUAAUCUCCCAUUAGCUGUAAAACAUUGUCUAAAGCCUUCUAAGCUGCUUGGCAAACCCUCAAAACUCAUUCACAUAUUAGGUGAUGGAAAUUGUCUUUUUCGAGCAUUAUCAUACGCUGUAUCUGGUAGACAAGUUUAUCAUACUCAAAUGAGAGCGCAAAUAAUAAAUCACAUGUAUCAUAUUGAACAUUUCCUGCUACCUCACAUGAAUAGGUCAUUAAACAGUUAUUUAGCAAACUCUCAUAUGACUAGAAAUGGAGUUUGGGGAACAGACAUAGAAAUUUUCAGUGCAGCUUCACUGUUAUCCACUGACAUUUUUGUUUACACCCAAUUUGGGGAAACACAUAAAUGGCUGAAAUUUUCAAGAACCAUGAUUGGUGGUAAAAAACCUGCAAAUAGUUGUUCAAUCUAUUUGAACCACUCAAACAGAAUUCACUAUGAUGUAGUGCAAGAUGUUUGUGUCACAGAUUUAAAACACCAGUUUUCUCAGAAUUCCAAGCCAGAUGGUAUCUGUAACUAUGAUAAGGAAGAAACAAUUGCAAAAAAAAUUUAAAAAAACACAUGUUAUAUUGAGCAAA
Molecule: messenger RNA, 4144 nt
Organism: Orbicella faveolata
Lineage: Eukaryota; Metazoa; Cnidaria; Anthozoa; Scleractinia; Merulinidae
Biological process (GO): protein deubiquitination
Molecular function (GO): cysteine-type deubiquitinase activity
Source: RefSeq, a predicted model, not a curated record